This is a messenger RNA of Vanderwaltozyma polyspora DSM 70294, 909 nucleotides long. RefSeq names its product thiosulfate sulfurtransferase (gene TUM1). Gene Ontology annotation, biological process: transsulfuration. Gene Ontology annotation, cellular component: mitochondrion. Gene Ontology annotation, molecular function: thiosulfate-cyanide sulfurtransferase activity. The record is from RefSeq and is a predicted model, not a curated record. Bases 1 to 909 code for a protein of 302 amino acids. The transcript has a single exon. NCBI's taxonomy places the organism in Eukaryota, Fungi, Ascomycota, Saccharomycetes, Saccharomycetales, Saccharomycetaceae.
AUGUCGUUAUACAAAUUAAUCACACCAAAGGCAUUUUCAGAGUUACUACACAAGGAAACCACUUGUAGAGUUAUUCCAGUUGAUGCAACAUGGUUUUUGCCAAACUUGAAAAGGGAUGGUAGACAAGAGUUUAAGGAUAUUGAGCGUAUUCCAGGUUCAGUCUUUUUUGAUAUUGAUUAUAUUAAAGAUCCUAACUCAAAGUAUACCCAUAUGGCACCAGAUUCAAAUACUUUCAAUAAGUCAAUGAGAGAGUUGGGUAUUAAAAAGGAUGAUAUAUUAGUAGUAUAUGAUAGAAAUGGGAACUUCAGUGCUCCAAGAGUUGCUUGGACUAUUGCUUUGUUCGGCCAUUCCCCAAUUUACUUGUUGAACAACUUCCAAUUAUACAAGAAUGAAGGCUAUCCAAUAGAUACCACAAAGAAGAGUGCUUUCUCAGAAUACCCAAAAUCAGAUUAUACAUCAGAAGUAGAUUUACGUUCAAAGGAGAUUGUAUCGUAUGAAGAAUUAGUAGAGUUGGUGAAGUCAGGUAAAUUAGCCUCCGAAUACAAUGCAUUUGACGCUAGAUCAUUGGGAAGAUUUGAAGGUAGAGAUCCAGAGCCAAGAGCUGAUAUGCCAUCUGGCCACAUAUCUGGAAGCGAUCCAUUACCGUACCCUGAAGUUCUAAACGAAGGUGUAUUCCCAUCAACUGAAGAAGCUAAUAAGGACAAAUUAAAUGAAGCCUUUAAGAAGCUAGACAUAGAAUUUCAUGCAGAAAAACCAACUAUCGUGAUGUGUGGUAGUGGUGUUACUAGUAUCAUUAUCAAGACAGCAUUAGAACAAUCAGGUGCCAAGGAUGUCCGCUGUUUCGAUGGUUCCUGGAUAGAGUGGGUCUCUAGAUCUGAUCCAUCAAUGCUUGCGGUAAACAGAGAUUAG